AUGAACACAGCAAUAACCACAGAUUCAAAUACACCACCAAGAACACCUUCGAGACAUUAUUUUUACAGAAAGGCUUCUUUACCUUCAAGCAUUAAUGCAAAUAACAACAAUAACAAUAAUAAUAAUACAAAUAACGGCUAUACACCAACAACUCCCCCUAUUACACUAUUGAAUGAUACUGAAAGUACAAACGCAUUUGAAAGCAAACUGGAAGCAUUUAUUAAAAAACAGUCUGUAAAAACCUCUGUUGACAGUAUCUUUAAGGAAGCUGCCAAUGACCUUGCUCGUCGUAAGGCUGACAGAAGAGCUAGAAAAGAAAAAGAAGAACAGCAAAGAAAUGGUGAGAAACAGUCCGCAGUGAAUGAAAAGUUGACGACCGAACUAAUAGAACAACAACAACAACAACAAUCACAAGAGCCUUUAUUUGAAAAAUUAAGUAUACUUACACCUAGCGAAAAAUCUGCUUGGUUAUCCAAUAUUCAUGACGAGGCCAUGUUGCUUAAUCCUCAUCAGUGGUUAAAAUUGGCUAGUUUAUUUAAUGUCAACUCAAAGGCUACCCGACAGCAAACACUAUUGAAAGAUAUACCUUAUUUACCUGAAGUACUUGAUGACCGAUCCAUCACGGUAGAGCAAGUAAGACCUUUGGAAAAUUAUCUAGAGCUACGUGAUAUACAAAACAGGAAUUAUGCAAGAGACUCCGUGGCAGAAGGCGUCAAGCUAGUAAAGCAAAAUAGAAUCAAAGAAGCUAUGGAGUAUUAUAAACGAGCACUUGACAUGGACCCAAAAUAUGCAGAAGGCUGGUUCCACGUGGCUGAAGGACUUGUACAGCAAAGUAAACUAAAAGAAGCAGCAGAGCAACUGGAGCGUGUGUUAAAACUCGAAUCAGAGCAUGAGGGAGCCAAAGCCCUUUUAGCCAACAUCGAACGCACACUAAACCCCAAGCCCAAGAAAAAAGAAGAUGAAUGGGAUUUGGUGGAUGAACAUGGUGAAGAUAUGACUAAGAAACAACCAGAAAAGGAAUCCAAACCAUCAAGUAAGAAAAGAUCCCGCUCCAGGGAUGAUAAUAAAGAAGACAGCAGCAGACGUCGUCGUUCUCGUCGUUAUGAAAGCCCAGAAAGGAAACGAUCAUCUGAUAGACGUUCAAGACGUGAAGAAGAUCAUUCAGAUGAUAAACGAAGAAGCCGACGUGAGGACCGUUCGGUAGACAGUAGACGCUCAAGACGGGACCAUCGUUCAGAUGAUAAACAAAGAAGUAGACGUGAAGAUCGUUCAGUCGACAAUAGACGGUCAAGACGUGAUGUUAAUCGCUCACGACAUGAAGGAGAGCGAUCAAAGCGUGAAAAGAACCGCUCACGACAUGAAGAAGAACGACAAAAACGUGAAGAGGACCGCUCAACUGAUAAACAAAGAAGCAGACGAGAAGACCGCUCAGUGGAUAGUAGAAGAUCAAGGCGUGAAGAAGAACGUCCACGACGCGAGGAAGACAAUUCAGAUAGUAAACGAAGAAGUAGACAUGAAGAUCGUUCUCGUCGCUAUGAAAGUCCAGAAAGAAAAAAAUCAUCCGAUAGACGUUCAAGGCGCGAAGAAGAUCGCUCAGACGAUAAGCGAAGAAGUAGACGUGAAGAAGAUCGUUCAGAUGAUAAACGAAGAAGCAGACGUAACUCCUUAGACGACAGAAAAGGACGCUAAAUCAAUGUGUACAAGUGCUAAUCAUUUCAACAUACCACUUUGGAAAUGAUAAACAAAGGUGAUAUAGAUAUGCUUUAUUGAGAUACUUUUUACACGAAAUAAAGUAUGACGCUUUUUUAAAUAUUCAGGCUUCCCAAUAUUAUUAUUUCAUGAUAUGCCUCGUUUGGCUAGACGAAAAUGAAUGGCCGAUCAUUUUUCUAAUGACUUUAUAUCCAUGAUGCCUUCACUACGUCAACCUAUAGAAUUACACCAAGAGGGCAGUCACGUGAAAGUUAAUUUAUGCGAGUUAUAAAACCUUGAGGGGGUUUUUUUUCUCUCCUU
Rhizopus microsporus ATCC 52813 is the source of this 2010-nucleotide messenger RNA. RefSeq lists its product as uncharacterized. NCBI's taxonomy places the organism in Eukaryota, Fungi, Mucoromycota, Mucoromycetes, Mucorales, Rhizopodaceae. The record is from RefSeq and is a predicted model, not a curated record. Bases 1 to 1689 code for a protein of 562 amino acids. The transcript has 3 exons. Gene Ontology annotation, molecular function: protein binding.